GAACCACAGUGUGUGAGAUCCUGUUGGAUUCCUGUUUGGUCAGGAACACUUCCACAGAUACAGAGAAAAAUCCUGCUGCUGAAUUUGAUCCCUGUGUUAGAACUCUGGGUGAUAGCAGCCCCAGAUACCUGCUGUCCUUGUACACACGUUCUAAAAUCAGGAUGGUUUGUGCUCCCAUUCACCUUCCCAUGGGCUGCGAGGGGCUCUGGGUGAACGUUCUUGUUGUCCAAAGGAGCUGGAAACUCCCUUGCACCAUAAAGCCUUGUGACGUGUUGAAAGUCUGGGUUCUGGGAAAAGAGAUGGUGCAGGAAAUGUGUCAAAGGCUCCCGAAAAACGCCCUCAGCUGGCCGUGUGUGUGUACUCAGUCUGAAAUGGGACAUGGGCACGUAUAUUCCAAAAGGGUUUUUCUGGACUUCCAUCAUUCUGUUCAUUUUAUGGGAAACUUUUCCCUGAAGGAAUUAGUUUAAACUCAAAAAUCCCAGCAAUGCACACAGACAAAUAAAGUCCUCCUGUGUGUGCUGUGAUUUAUGGAGUCCACAAACCCAAGUGGGCAGACUGGGGCUGCCUGCAAUCCCAUUUCUCUGUGGGGUUAAGAAACAGUUUUCCUACACUUCCAGUACCUCAGUUCACCAAAAUGGUGUUUAGAGGCAAGAACCUUGUCCAGCCCAACCUAAGCUGAAGCUGCCUUCCUUUUUUAGACUAACAGCUCCAGAGAAUGCAGGUGUCUUUCAUGGUUUCCUGUUGUUUGACAAUUUAAAUAAAAAAGUGAAGUUGCUUAACUUCCACAAUUGUGUAAGUCCACGUCUGACUGACAUUUGAGCUUCUGGCUCGUGUGACAGAUUCUUCUCACACAGCAAGUGGUUAAAGUGGUGUGCUGACACUUGGGGAGUUUUCCAGCAGCACUUCCAUGGUGGGAGGUAAGAUGGAGCCAUAUCAUUUCUUGUUUCUUUUAUUCUUGUACACUCUGCGAGAUUUGGUGUGGGAAACUGGGAGGUUUCAUGGCUUGACUCCUCUGGAAUGUGGCAACAAUGGGAUGCAGGAGGAAAAGUGGCAGCAGCAGAGAACGGGGUGUUUGUUUUCAUGUUGUUGGAAUAUUUUCACAUUGUUCACGAUCCACAGUUUGCAAAGCAUGUGGUGAGAAAUGCCAGUGCAGGGAUUUUGUAGUGGAAUAUCUUUUAGAAUCCCUAUCUCUAAGAUUGCACACACAAAUUGGAGAAAGUUACUGUUCCUGUUCUGGUGGGAAAAGUCAAUUUAACUUAAAAACAUCAAGGGAGGAACUUUUCAAAGCUGCUUCUGAUUAUGAAAAUGUUCACAGGGUUUUAACUGCUGCAAAAAUAGUCCUGUAGGUGCUUUUUAGUUAUUAAAUAUCCUCCAUUUUCUGGGUGGAGAAGGCGCUGUGCAGGGAGCAGUGAACUCUGUGUACAGGAACAAGACACAGGGGCUGGUGCUGAGGAACUGCCAGGUUUGAGUGGCUUUGUGCCACUUCUACAAGAUUUCCAAGAAAUGGAUAGAAACUAAGUCAAGUCUUUUGAGUUAGAAGAGGAUAACAAAUUUGUAUGUGUAUAUAAAUAUAACUGUUUGCCUUUCUUUCAGCUUCUGUUCCUGUCAGUUAAUGCUCUGAGAAAAUGGGAGGCAGGUCCUCAAAAGAAGCUCCAGUUACAUCAGGACCCAUUUGCCCUACUGUUCCUGUCCCCACCACUGCGCUCACCCCUACAGUUGAUUUCAGAACUGCAGAAGUCAGAUGUGGGAUUAAUAACGAUGAAAUACUGUACAUGUCACUGGCCUUCAUCUCUGGCAUCCUCCUGACUGUCCUGGUUUUUGCAAUCAUCUUCCUCUUCAGAAAAAGGUCUAAAAGAUGCCACCAAAAUUUACAAGAGGAAACUUUCUCCCAGAUGGCAGCUGAGGAAUCUGUUAGGAACACCCAGAAUGAAGUGACCUACAGCACUGUGGUCUUCCAGCGGGGCAGGACACCACAGCCUGUGUGAUGAGGAAGCUCCAAAUGGAAUAAAAACGAUCCCACUUUCUGGACAUCAAAAGCCACGAGGAUGUUACACCAAGGGAAUGCCCUGGGAAUGCCCCCAUGCCCUCUGUAACACAGCUCUUUUUGUAGUUACAACAGGAAAUUGUCUCCUGUUCAAACUGGCUGCCAACAGCUGUGGGCAAAUGGACAGUUUCGAUACAGGAUUUCCUCAUCUGUAUAAAUCUCCCUGCCUUGUACAGUUUCCGUUUGUGAGAACCACCAGAGAGACGUGAGAAAUGGAAAUGUUUCUCUGCAUCUAGCCAUAUCUGUGUCCUCGUGUUUCCCUUUUCUGUCACCAACUCCAACAUUUUCUGGUCUUUUUUUU
Molecule: messenger RNA, 2345 nt
Organism: Zonotrichia albicollis (white-throated sparrow)
Lineage: Eukaryota; Metazoa; Chordata; Aves; Passeriformes; Passerellidae
Gene: C28H1orf162
Product: chromosome 28 C1orf162 homolog
Source: RefSeq, a predicted model, not a curated record